AUGUUCGGGGCAGGGAUAGUGAGCAGCAACAAAUCAGGUCGCGAGGCCACUGGAGACUUCCUCAUGCACGGACUCCUCGCCAUAUCAGCCCUCCACUACGGCCACGUCCACCCAGAGAAGCACGACGAAUACGAGCUAAUCUCGAACCGCCACCAAGAAGCCGCCUCUUCACUAUUCUCCUCCCAACUCCACAACCUAAACGAACACAACUGCAACGCCUUCGUCGUCCUCGCCACCCUGCUCUUCCGCAUCCAAACCUUCGUCAUCGCCGACUCCCACGCGCGUGGCCGCCACAUCACCACGCAGCAAAUCGCCCAAUCCUUCAUGCUCUCCCAAGGCACGAAAUCCAUCUUCUCCAUCCCCCCCGUCUGGACCUGGGUCCGCCGCGGGCCCCUCGCCGCCGUCCUCGACCUGCCCCACACCGAACCCGCCAACACCUCUCCCCCCGGCGCCUUCGCCACGCAACUCGACCGCCUGCUCGACCUGGCGCGCAGCAUCCUCGGGUCGCCCGACGCGCUCGAGCUGCGGUCCGCCUGCAUCCUGGCCGUCGAAUCGCUCCGCCUCACCUACGCCUUCCUGUGUGGGUCGCCGACGCCGCGGUCGGACUGCGUGUGGCUGUGGCCGGUGACGGCGCCGCCGCGGUUCCUGCAGGCCGUCGGCGAGGGGCAGCCGGUUGCGUUGGUGGUGCUGGCGCAUUAUGCGGUUUUGACGAGGCAUUGUGAGGAUUCUUGGGUGUUGGAGGGGUGGAGCGAGGCGGUUGUGGGGGCGGUGGAGGGGGCGUUGGAAGGGAAAGGGUGGGAGGGGUGGGUGGGGUGGGCGGGGAGGUGUGUGAGGGAGGGGGUUGAUGUGCUUGGGGCGUGA
This is a messenger RNA of Lasiodiplodia theobromae, 861 nucleotides long. Its product is annotated as C6 zinc finger domain-containing protein. Bases 1 to 861 code for a protein of 286 amino acids. Gene Ontology annotation, biological process: regulation of transcription by RNA polymerase II. The transcript is spliced from 2 exons. The record is from RefSeq and is a predicted model, not a curated record. NCBI's taxonomy places the organism in Eukaryota, Fungi, Ascomycota, Dothideomycetes, Botryosphaeriales, Botryosphaeriaceae. Gene Ontology annotation, molecular function: DNA-binding transcription activator activity, RNA polymerase II-specific.